AUGACACCAAAUAACCGCAGCCAUGUCCAUCCUACUUCCUUCAUCCUAAUGGGUGUCCCAGGCCUGGAGGCCUCCCACUUUUGGAUCGCAUUCCCUUUCUGCUCCAUGUACAUCCUGGCUGUCCUGGGAAACCUGUUUGUGCUGUUGGUGGUGUGGAUGGAGCCGGGGCUGCACCAGCCCAUGUACCUCUUCCUCUGUAUGCUCUCUGCCCUUGACUUGGUUCUCUGCACCUCCACAGUGCCCAGGAUGCUUGCUCUCUUUUGGGCAGGAGUGGUGGAGAUCACCUUUGGCGCCUGCGCUACGCAGAUGUUCUUUAUCCACGGCUUUUCUGCGGUGGAGUCAGGCAUUUUGCUGGCCAUGGCUAUCGAUCGUUACGUGGCCAUCUGCCGCCCGUUACACUACGGCACCUUGUUGCCUCUGGGGACUGUGGGCCGUAUGGGUCUGGCCGCCGUGUUGCGGGGUCUGGGGCUCAUGACCCCCAUGACGUGCCUCCUGGGGCGGCUGCGUUACUGCCGCUGGGUGAUCGAGCACUCUUACUGUGAACACAUGGCUAUCGUGAAGCUGGCGUGCGGCAACACAAGGGCUAACAAUGUCUACGGCAUCACUGCUGCGACGCUGGUGGUGGGCACCGACUCCAUCUGCAUCGCCAUCUCUUAUGCUCUCAUCCUGCGAGCCGUGCUGGCGCUUUCCUCCAAGGAGGCUCGGGCCAAGACCUUCGGAACUUGUGGUUCCCACCUGGGUGUCAUCUUGCUUUUUUACACUCCGGGUCUUUUUUCUUUUUAUACACAGAGGUUUGGUCAGCACGUGCCACACCAUGUGCAUAUACUCUUGGCUGAUCUAUACCUUGUGGUGCCCCCUAUGUUGAACCCCAUUAUUUAUGGGAUGAAGACCAAACAGAUUCGGGAUGGAGCCCUGCGACUGCUACAGAGGCGCCCAGCUUAGGGCUAAAAUCAUUCUCAAGGGGAGAUCACCGCUCUGCUCUCAUUGCCUGGUCUAAGACCAACUAGAGACAUAAGACUCCAUGUCUAAAGGGGAGAUGUGGCCUGUGCUCAUGGGGAAAAAAACAAAGAUA
This is a messenger RNA of Monodelphis domestica (gray short-tailed opossum), 1072 nucleotides long. Its product is annotated as olfactory receptor 52P1-like. Gene Ontology annotation, molecular function: olfactory receptor activity; G protein-coupled receptor activity. Gene Ontology annotation, cellular component: plasma membrane. NCBI's taxonomy places the organism in Eukaryota, Metazoa, Chordata, Mammalia, Didelphimorphia, Didelphidae. The record is from RefSeq and is a predicted model, not a curated record. Gene Ontology annotation, biological process: G protein-coupled receptor signaling pathway.